AUGUAUCGUUUUUCAAUCAGUGGUAGUGCUCUACCUUCUUCUGUUGAUUGGGCACUUCUCCGGCAUUUGCCCACUUGGAGACUUAAUAAAUAUACAAUGGAUCCAGUAAAAGGAGUAGGGAAAGAUAUAGAGUGUACAGAUGAUGAACCAUCACCAUUUUGGGUAUCAGGAAGAGAAAUUCGGCUUCUCCGUAUGACAAUGAGUCGCUCUUCAGCGUCGCCAGCGUGUGGUUCUUUUUCUUAUGGCGAAAGGAAAAGUCGUAUUGCUGACAAAUCCAAACAAUGCGGAUGGGCGAACCAUUUUGUUAGGUGGAAUAGAGCCAUCAGCGUAUUUGGUGUUCCAUAUCUCAACGCCGCGGACACGUCUUUUUGUUCUGUAUUUGAUUCUGUCACAUGCAUAAACUUCGAAAUUCCCUUGACAGAAGGUGGGGGAGUUGCAUGGUUGCCAAAUGGAGCUCCGUUAUCAAGUCCAUUGAGGUGUUUUGUUGAAGAAAAUGUAACAAAGCGGGGAAUUACAUCCGCCUUCUCUUUUCACUCACCGUAUUGGUUGGAAGUUGAGGGGUUUCAAAGCCGCUGGCCUGGCGUUGAUAUCGCUCCUGCUGCUUCUCCACUUUAUGUCAAGGAUAUGCCGAAAGGGUUUAUAAAUGCGGAGCAGACAACAGACGCUUCACGCUUCGAUUCCGUGUCGUGUGGUCCACAAAGGCAACACGAAUGCUUACUCAUAAGUGGCGUGUAUCAUGUUUCGCUUAACUCGUCUCUAAAACUCGCAGAUGCUCUUGCGAAAAUGACAAAAGCUGAAGAAGGACAAUUACUGCUUCCCCCUUCACUUCAUGAAACAUCUUUUUCAAGGAGCAUGCCAUUACAGGGGUCUCCGCAGUGCAAUGAGAUGGAAAAAAAUAAUCCUUGUAAUUUGUGGGUUGAUGUGGAAUUUAUUGAAGCAGUUGGUUGGUCUGUGCACAGUGCGGCUGUGGGUGUGGAACUUCACAAAACACAGCUUCUUUUGAAUCACCGACCAUUUCCACUCCAACAAAGUGGGUCAGAUAAUUCGGUAACAUUAAUAAAUGCUGUGUUUAUUGUGGAGCGGGAUGACUUACUGAAUUUCAUAACGUAUAAGCCUGACCUCAUUGGCUUCACACAAAAAAUUUUCAUAUACUCUUUCACAGUUAUCAGAUUGGCUUUUCAAGCGUACAAAAUGAAAUAUACUUCAACUACGUGGGUUGUUGCUUCUGCUCUGGAGGGGUUCAACAUCCGUGUCCGUAAAACAGAUGGGCUCGUGGGUGUUGAAGUUAAACUUUUCAUUCGUCAAGAGAACAAACAUUUCACAACUGUUGUCGUCAAUAGAGACGAGUUGAACAUAUCCGAUGAAACCUUUAUGGAGUUACAACAGCGCUGUGUAUAA
Molecule: messenger RNA, 1398 nt
Organism: Trypanosoma brucei brucei TREU927
Lineage: Eukaryota; Euglenozoa; Kinetoplastea; Trypanosomatida; Trypanosomatidae
Exons: 1
Coding region: 1-1398 (465 amino acids)
Source: RefSeq, a predicted model, not a curated record